This is a messenger RNA of Closterium sp. NIES-65, 699 nucleotides long. Lineage: Eukaryota; Viridiplantae; Streptophyta; Zygnematophyceae; Desmidiales; Closteriaceae. The record is from the annotation of a GenBank genome assembly.
AUGAUCACCGCCGGGCUCGGCUUCACCGGCUGGGAGACCCCCACGGGGGACCCUGGGAAGGCCGGGGACGUGAAGUUGAACGGGGGGGGAUUGGACGGGGCGAUGGUCAAUGGGAAGUGCGGUGGGGAUGGGGAUGCGGGGAAGCAGGAGGGUGAUAGGACGUGUGCGGCGCCUGCAGGGGAGGGGAAGGCGCUGUGGAGCCGGGCUCGCAACGUGGACAUCCUGGGGGUUGAGUUCCCCAAGAGCUGCCUCAUCUCUGUUACCACGUGGAACAUCUCCUACGGCCUCUGGCUCAGGCUCUACGUGUACAACCGAAUGGUGCCGCCCGGCAGGAGGCCCACGUUCGUCCACAUGCUCGCCACCAUGCUCGUCAGCGCCGUCUCCCAUGGCUUGAAUUGGGGUGACUUCAUCGCCUUCGCGAAUUGGGCGCUUGUUGUUGCCAGCUCCAAAGCCAUCUACCAGCUCACAGCUGGAAUCCCCAAGGGCACCAUCACCCACCGCAUUGUAGCCCUUCUUCAUACCCUCUAUAGCAUCUUCGUCGGCAGCUACGUCGCCAGCGCCUUUUGUGUGAUGACACUAUCAGGUGCUUACUCAUCCUAUAGUGGCAUGUACUAUAGUGGAACUGUGAUUCCAAUUCUCCUGAUUAGUCUAUCAAUGGUGUACAAGCCUCGCAGCCCAAAGAGUGUCAAGACAGAGUAG